Messenger RNA from Danio rerio (zebrafish), 1484 nucleotides. RefSeq names its product immediate early response 5 (gene ier5). Lineage: Eukaryota; Metazoa; Chordata; Actinopteri; Cypriniformes; Danionidae. The record is from RefSeq and is marked provisional.
GAUCUUGUAUUUUGUAUAUGAGAAUGAAGCCAACAAAACACGGGAUUUGAUCUACAGGAGGAACGGAAAAGCACUUGGACGUUGUUGUUUACUAACGGCUUUCGCGUUAACGUUUUGAAGAGAGAGGAAAUCAAAGGCGAAACGCCCGGCGAACUUUGCACCGUUUGUGAACUUUAAACGUAUCGAUUCCAGCUAUGGAAUACAAAGUGGAGGCCCAUCGGAUUAUGAGUAUCUCCUUAGGGAAGAUCUACAACUCACGCGUUCAGCGAGGCGGCAUUAAACUGCAUAAAAACCUACUGGUUUCACUGGUCCUCCGAAGCGCGCGCCAGGUCUAUCUGAGUGACUACUACAGCGGCGCGUGCCUGAACGCUCAGAGUGAACGCGAAGGGAACGAGUGGGACAUCACCGACUCCGAGCGGGAGAAAUUCCCUCCCUCUACAACGGAAUGUGACCGAGUAGAGAGCCCUGAGGAACCUCAACUCACCGAACAGCCCGAGGCGAGCGAGAAAGAGCGGGAAUAUCGCGAAAACGACGCUGAGAAAUCAGAACGAGUGGAUUGUACUUCCACUUCUGAGCAAGAAAGCAACCAAAACUCUUCUUUAGACUCGGUUUCAACGGAAACCACUACGGAGAGUCCCUCAGACACUACAGUAGCGGAACGCGACUCAACGCCUGUGGUGGUGAACGGGGAAUCACAUCAACCACCCAAAACGCAUGUUUGUUCUUCAAACAGGAAAAGAAGCGCAGAGGAGUCAGAAAGUGGCGAUGCGCCUCAAAAAAGGACCAAAGUUGCUUCCUCAAACACGAAGGAAGACGAGGAAGAAGCCGAGGAGAUGGACACGGGGAACGUCUCCAACCUCAUAACAAUAUUUGGUUCCAGUUUCUCAGGACUUCUCAGCAAAGAUGGCACCAAACCUGAGGCCGAGGCAGAGGAAAGCGGUCAAAUCUGCUGCGACCAAAUGUUGAAAAACCUAAACCCAUGGAGUACAGCAAUUGUAGCUUUCUAACUGUAUCGUACUGUACUUCUCAUAACACGUGGUCAGGCCUGGGCUUCAACAACGUACUAUGGGGGACUUCCCAGAAAGCAUGCGUGGUGGUGCCACCAGAAGCACAAGCUCGUUUUGGCCUGGACUUGCCUUUCUUCUAGUGAAGGAACUAUUUGAAUGCUGGUGCUACUCUUUGGGAUUAACAGUUCUUGAAGUGUUGAACUCUCAAAAGCCAUGUGAGCGAAUGGUAUUACAACAAUAUGCAAACGUGUCAUGAAGGGUCAAUAUUACAUUGUCGCUGAAACAAUUCAGGGUCGAUCAACUUGACUGUACGAGGGUCAGGCCACUGUUUUUAACGUCUUUGUUUUAUAAAGACCUGUACAUUUUGUAAUAUCCGAGUGUGUGUAUAUAUUGUCGCCAAUGUCGCAUUCUGAAUCUAUGUAUUUUGGUAUCAUGACAAUUUACGUGGAGCUCACGUAUUAAAAAAAUGUGAAAUUA